AUUUCAACUGAUUGAACAAAGUGAAAAAUACAUUUCGCAAAGUUAGACGUAUUUGUGAAAUACGUCCAACAAAAGUAUUUCUAUAUUGCUCAUUUUCAUCUGUUACAAAGUGACAAGAAGUGAAAAUGUUACUUUACACUUUUCUGUUUAUUUCAAUUUUGAUCCCUGCUUUUACAGCAGAAAGAGUGGAAAUUUGCGUAUGCUGUGAUGAGGAAAUUGGUCAAUCCAUCUCCGAUAAAUGUGAUAUAGCUGCAAAAAGUAUCAAUGAGGAAGAACAAAAAGUACUCCAAGAACUUUGUGAAGAACGCAAAAGUAUGAUAUCUAUUUACGAUACAUAUCAGCAAAACCAAAGUCCUUCUGAUCUCAACUACUUGAUUUUGAAGGAUACAAAAAUUGAUUCUGUGGAGUAUCCUAGUGAGGAUUGCGAAAAGAUAUUUAACAAUUUAAAAAGUGAUCUUUUCUGGGUAUCUGGAGAUAGAUACAUAAAUUCCUUACAGAUUAGGGAUAUAAUAUCUCGCAAACAGAUCUCUUCUAAUCAUUCAGAUUCAUCAAUUUAUGAAUUACUUAAGUUCUAUGGGUAUGGGUAUGAAAACAUCCCUUUAAGUUCCAAUCCAAAAUUGAGGAAUAUCAAUGGAACCUACGAGUAUCUCAUGAAAAUUACACCACAACUGCAGACGAUUCAUGAUAUUGAGUAUUUUAAGGAGAAGAAAGUCUUGUCUGCAGAACUAGUAACAUUAGGUUACAUUACUGUUGGUGACAGUGAGUUAAAAGAUCACAAUCAUACUCACUACGUAAAAGUACCAAAGAGAACUCGUUACAAUUUCGAUGGGUACGUCUUAGAAAAUUCCGAAUUGAAGAUCCUUGACGAAAACAAUACUUUUGCAAUGAAAUCUGAUGGAACAAUUGAAGAAAUAGUGAUCAAGAAGUUAGACGUUAACACAUAUUUUAUGCCAGGAUGGUACCUAACCGAAAAAGUCUUGGGGCGAUGGGUGAAUACAGAAAAACAAUUCACUGCAAAGAUUAUAAAAGAAUUUCUGAAAAACAAUAAUCAGUUAACAAUGGAAGAAAUUAUAACUGGAACGAGAAUUGAGUCGGUUAUUGAAGUUCUAGACUUAGGGGAGAAUGCUGUAUACAACGAGGAUUACUGGUACAGACCGUUUGGGCAAUUAACCCUGAGUGUGAGUGAUAGAGCAAUGGCUGGUAUGCUCUUUACUCUUGCGGGUGUUUUGAUCUUGGGAGUGAUAUUCUUCCUGCUGAAGAAAUGCUGUUCCUGCUGCUUUAGAACUCCAGUUGAGCCUGGAUAUCAGAGACUUGAUGAAACGAUUACAGCUGCAUCCACAUAAAUUCUACACAUAUUUAUGUUGAAUAUCCUUUGUAGAAUUUACUAAUAAAAUCACACACUUUCGUCUUCAAUAAAAUAAA
Molecule: messenger RNA, 1422 nt
Organism: Phlebotomus papatasi
Lineage: Eukaryota; Metazoa; Arthropoda; Insecta; Diptera; Psychodidae
Exons: 3
Coding region: 126-1343 (405 amino acids)
Source: RefSeq, a predicted model, not a curated record